GAGAGACCACAGAGGCGGCAGAAGACAAAAAAGAAACUUUUACUUCGAAAGGCGGCUGAUGAUAAAGUGGAAGUGGAAGUAAAUGAAUUCGGUGUUCAUUGUGGUGAUGGAUGGACUAACCUAGCUAAUUAUAUUGGGGUUGUGGUGAGGGAUACUGUGUGCAUACUUCAUGAUGACUGGAGAUACGUACCACCUGAAGUUAAGGAAGAGAUGUGGCAGCAUCUUCUUAAAAUGUUUGUGUUGACCCCUAGGUCUCAAAAACAAGUCUUUGGAACAAUGAGUGCUGCUUUAAGAAAUUUCAGGUCUACUUUGCGCAACGAAUUUAUCUUACACUACAAGCCAGGUUCCAAGGCUUUGCGGUUUCCUCCUAAAGAGUUCAAGCACAUAGGAACUGAUGAAUGGAGACUCUUUGUUAAAAAGACUUUCAAAGAAGAAUUUAAGGCUAAAAGUGAAAAAGCGAAGGAGAGAAGGAAAAAGAACAAGUACAAUCAUCGAUUGGGGUCAAGUGGUUAUGCAGGGCUAUUGAAGAGGAAGCAAAAAGAGCUUGGAGGUAUGUUGAAGGAUAUUGAUCGUGCAGAUACAUGGCUUUUAGGAAGAAAGAAAAAAAAUGGAGAAUAUGAUGACGACGUGAAAGAAAUCGCUGAAAAAAUUAAGGAGCUGAAGCAGAUGGUAGAAGAAGGGUUGUUUGUUCCCAAUGGUUGUGCUGACAUACUCACAGCUGCCCUAGAUAAAAGGCCAAAUGGAAGUAGAGUACAAGGAGUAGGUCACUUCAUCACUACAUCUACGUACUUUAACAAGCCUAUGGGUAAGGCUUCAGAGAAGCAAGAAGCGGAGAAAAUUUGUGAUAGAAGAUAUGCGAUGAUGGCACAACGGUUCGAUGAGUUGAAAGCACAAAUCAGUGCCUUUGUUGCUAGUGAUAUUGGCAGCUGUAGUAUUGCCACCAAGUCUCCAACUUGUG
Molecule: messenger RNA, 958 nt
Organism: Cuscuta epithymum
Lineage: Eukaryota; Viridiplantae; Streptophyta; Magnoliopsida; Solanales; Convolvulaceae
Source: the annotation of a GenBank genome assembly